Molecule: messenger RNA, 1281 nt
Organism: Rodentolepis nana
Lineage: Eukaryota; Metazoa; Platyhelminthes; Cestoda; Cyclophyllidea; Hymenolepididae
Source: the annotation of a GenBank genome assembly
AUGGUUACUCGCAGUAUUAUCGUCUUUGUGACAUUCUGCCUUGUCUGUGCUUUGGCAGAUCCAUCGGUGGUCAAACAUAAUCAGGAGAAAAUCCAUGCGGCUCUGGCAACUGACAUUUCGUCAAAGGAUUUGCAACAACUCAUUGUUUCAAUGAGACACCUGGACGAAACUCUCGGAACUUUGAAUCGCACAACAACUGAGGCAAUCAUUAAACGUGUGCACAAACCCGAUGAUCUCUUUAUCAACCUAUCUCCCGAGACCAUCGAAGAGGUCUUGAGCAAGACCAAGGCCGUUGUUGCCCGAAAAUUGCCGAAAACAAAGCGCAAGAUGACUGAUAGCUGGCUUAAAGAAAUAGAAAAAGAUGGUGUCCGAAAGAAUAAACGUAGAGGCUAUCGUCAACCAUACUCCUUCGGCUGCCACUUUUUCCCAAUUGAAUAUCCCUGUGUGGAGUUUGACUGUGAGCCGGUACCUGAGGUCUAUCAACCAUUUGAGGAGGGAUAUCCUCCUCAAUCCGAUUUGUACCCAAAAUAUGUUCCGGAAUAUCAUCCAGUGGAUAGCCUGGAGCCUUCAGUUCGCCACUCCAUUUUGAAAUAUAUGCCUAAUAUUCCACCUGAACUCGCAGAUGCACUAUUCUACCUUGAGCCGGGCUUUGUGAGUUACAUCAUUAAUCACCACGAAAAUCUUCAGGACCUCAUGACCAAAAUGCACACGAUGACAGUGCAGUAUGUUAUGUCCUAUGUUCCCGAGUUGCCCUCUCUCCUUGCAAAAAUGGAGCCAAAAGCCAUAGAGGCAAUUUUGCAGCGCACCGAGCACCAUUGUCAUUACCUCAGUCGUUUUCAAGACCAGCAUCUCGUUAAAAUUAUCAUUGGAAAAGUGCCAUUGCUCCAACCUUGUUUACCACACGUUGUGCCCGAGAAGUCGACUACAAUCACAACGACCACUACCACGACAACAACUCCGGCUCCAACAACCACCAAGGCGGUUGUCAUUUACCCUCCAUUUUACACCAAAGAAGACAUUGACGAGGCAAGCAUCACUAUUCCACAAAUAGGGACGCUCUUGUCUCUUAUUGAAGAGGAGAAACUUGAGGCGAUUCACAAGCUAAUCCCAAGCAUUAGCAGCGCUCUUCGUGAGUUGAGCAAGGAUCAAAUUGACUUUGUUAACACCAACAUGCCCAUCAUCACUGACUUAAUGAAGAAUAUGACCAAAGAGGAGCUUCAGCAGGUCCAAAAUCUCGCAAAAGACGAUCCUGUAAUAGAGUUUGUUAUGGGGCUCAUUUAA